Fraxinus pennsylvanica is the source of this 1275-nucleotide messenger RNA. The record is from the annotation of a GenBank genome assembly. NCBI's taxonomy places the organism in Eukaryota, Viridiplantae, Streptophyta, Magnoliopsida, Lamiales, Oleaceae.
AUGGGGGGUUCGAAAAAGAAGGGGCCAUCGGCUCCAGUGGUGCGUAGGGAUCCAUAUGAGGUGUUGUGUGUGUCUAGGGAUUCUUCUGAUCAGGAUAUCAAGUCUGCUUACAGAAAACUUGCUCUCACGUAUCAUCCAGACAAGAAUUCUAGCAAUCCUGAGGCUUCAGAACUGUUCAAGGAGGUUGCAUGUUCAUAUAGCAUUUUAUCAGAUCCGGAGAAAAGGAGGCAAUAUGAUAGUGCAGGAUUUCAGGCCCUUGAUGUCGAAGGAAUGGAUAUGGAGAUUGAUUUAUCCAGCCUUGGAACUGUCAACACGAUGCUUGUGGCUUUAUUCAGCAAGUUGGGUGUGCCUAUUAAGACUACAAUUUCUACUAACGUUCUCAAAGAGGCUUUGACUGGAACCGUCAGGGUCAGACCUCUUCCAAUUGGAACUUCAGUCAGCGGAAAGGUAGAAAAGCAAUCUGCUCACUUUUUUGGUAUAAUAAUUAAUGAGGAACAAGCAGAGGCGGGGAUUAUAGUCAGAGUUAUGUCCUCUGUGCAAAGCAAGUUUAAGGAUGCCUACACAUGCAAAUAUAAGCUGGGUACUAAAGGCUGUAAUACACUUGAUCUUCAGCUCCUGUACUUCGAACAAGAGGCAAAUGAGGGGUAUGGGCUGGUCUUGCAGGAAGACAGUGAGAAGACAGGCAAGGUCACAUCGGCUGGAAUGUAUUUCUUGCAUUUUCAAGUGUACAAAAUGGAUUCAACUUUGGCAAUGGCUAAGGACACAAAAGCCACUUUCUUAAAACAAUUGGAAGGCCUUCAACCUUGUGAGGUUUUGCAACUGAAAACUGGAGCUCACGUAUUCGCAGUUUAUGGUGAUAACUUCUUCAAACCUGCUGUCUAUACAAUUGAGGCUCUCUGUGCAAAGUCAUAUGAGGAUACAACUCAUAAGCUUCUGGGUAUUGAGGCUCAGAUUUGGAGGAAGAGAAAUGAGCUACGCCAAUUCGAGACAGAAUAUAGAACUGCGUUGUCACGCUACCAAGAAGUAAUUAAUAGAUACGUCCAGGCAAAGCAGUCUGUCGAUGAGCUGCUAAAAAGGCGAGAUAAUAUCCAUUCUUCUUUCACUGUUUCAAGGUCAGUUCCAAAUGCUAGUGGGAGUGAGCCUUUGGGUAAUGGAAGCAGCAGCAAAUCUCCUGGUGAAGAUUUGAAGUCUAAGAGUCUGGUUGAAGAAGGCAGUUCACAUUCAAAGGGCAAAUCUACAAAGAAGAAAUGGUUCGGUCUUAACCUGAAACGAUGA